Colletotrichum graminicola M1.001 is the source of this 1653-nucleotide messenger RNA. Its product is annotated as FAD linked oxidase domain-containing protein. The record is from RefSeq and is a predicted model, not a curated record. Lineage: Eukaryota; Fungi; Ascomycota; Sordariomycetes; Glomerellales; Glomerellaceae. Gene Ontology annotation, cellular component: mitochondrion. The transcript has 2 exons. Bases 1 to 1653 code for a protein of 550 amino acids. Gene Ontology annotation, molecular function: catalytic activity; FAD binding.
AUGGCCUCCAGAUCAAGAAUACAGCCACUCCUCCGGACGGCGGUGCGGAGGCAGUCGCUCCUGAGCGCCGGUGGUCGGCACGCUCUGCGGCCAGUUUCGACCCCGGUUGCCGCCGCCCGCUGCAUUGCGACCACCGUCGUCAGACCCUCCUCUAAGGCCGACGGCCUCAAGGAGAUCAAGCUCACCUCCGCUGCGUACCCGGACAUUAAGCGGGACUCCCGCUUCGCCGAGGUCACCGACGCCCACGCCGCCUAUUUCAAGGACCUUCUGGGCCCCUCUGGCGUCAUCGACGGCGUCACGGCCGACGCGGCCGACGACAUCGCCGCCUUCAAUGAGGACUGGCUGCGAAAGUACCGCGGCCAGUCGCGCCUCGUGCUGAGGCCCGCCUCCACGGACGAGGUCAGCAAGAUCCUCGCCUACUGUAACGAGCAGAAGCUCGCCGUCGUGCCCCAGGGCGGCAACACGGGUCUCGUCGGCGGCUCCGUGCCCAUCUUUGAUGAAAUCGUCAUCAGCAUGGGCCGCAUGAACCGCAUCCAUUCGUUCGACGACGUCAGCGGCACCCUUGUCGUCGACGCCGGCGUCAUCCUCGAGGUUGCCGACCAGUUCCUGGCCGAGAAGGGCUACGUCUUCCCGCUGGACCUGGGCGCAAAGGGCUCAUGCCACGUCGGCGGCAACGUUGCUACCAACGCCGGAGGCCUGCGCCUGCUCCGCUACGGCAGCUUGCACGGCAACGUGCUCGGCCUCGAGGCCGUGCUGCCGGACGGCACCGUCGUCGACGACCUUUGCACGUUGCGCAAGAACAACACGGGAUACGACCUCAAGCAGCUCUUCAUCGGCGGCGAGGGCACCAUCGGCAUCAUCACAAAGGUAUCUGUCAUCUGCCCGCAGCGCUCCAAGGCCGUCAACGUCGCCUUCUUCGGCCUCGAGUCGUACGAGAAGGCCCAGCAGGCCUUCAAGGCCGCCAAGGGCCAGCUCGGCGAGAUCCUGUCAGCGUUCGAGCUCAUGGACGCUGGCAGCCAGGACCUCGUCCACGCCGUGCGCCAGAAUAAGCGGCCCCUCGAGGGCGAGCACCCGUUCUACUGCCUCAUCGAGACGAGCGGCUCCAACGGUGACCACGACUACGAGAAGCUCGAGGCGUUCCUCGAGAACGUCAUGUCCAACGAGAUCGUCUCGGACGGCGUACUCGCGCAGGACGAGACGCAGAGCAAGGCCCUCUGGGGGUGGCGUGAGGGCAUCCCCGAGUGCCUCGGCCACUGGGGCGGCACGUACAAGUAUGACGUGUCGAUCCCGCUCAAGGACCUAUACCAGCUCGUUGACGACACCAAGGCCAAGAUGGAGGCCGCCGGGCUCGUCGGGAACACGGACGAGUUCCCUGCCGUGGGGGUUGUCGGCUACGGUCAUAUGGGUGACUCGAAUCUGCACCUCAAUGUCGCCGUCAGACGGUACGACAAGCGCAUCGAGAAGAUCCUCGAGCCUUUCGUGUACGAGUGGAUCCAGGAGCGUCAAGGCAGCAUCAGCGCCGAGCACGGUCUGGGCGUGGCGAAGAAGAAUUUCAUUGGAUACAGCCGAAAUGAGACUAUGGUCGGGCUUAUGAAGCAGAUCAAGAACCUGUACGACCCGAAUGGCAUCAUGAACCCUUACAAAUACGUCUAA